CAACAACAACGCCACUAGGCAGAAAAGUCCAGAUAAGGACACCCUUGCAUAGGGCAUCACACGAGACCGAUUCGGCUGCGCGCUUCCAAGGGCCGUGCUCUCUGCUCUCCGCCUUCCCGCUGCGCACCGGCAACCACCUGAUCGACCGCUACUAGGUUAGCAUCUUGUCGCCAGCGUGGCUGAUUGUGAAACCCAAAGUCCCUCUGGCAGUCCCGACCUCGCCUUCGGAGCCCAUUUCAACACACAGGUUCAAGUCGACAAAUCAUCACACCUGCCACCUCGAACGCUUGUGCGCCGACGCAGCCAUGUCAGACUCGGAGUCUGUAGAGUACCUCCAGCCGGGCUUCGACCCCAAGACGCUGACGAUCCCGCGCCUCCGCUCCAUCCUCGUGGCACACAACAUACCCUACUCGUCCAGCGCCAAAAAGGGCCAGCUCAUCGAGAUUUUCAAUGAGGAGGUCGUGCCCCGCUCCAAAAAGAUCCUCGCCGACCGCGCGCGCGCGAAGCGGUCGAGCAAGGGCAUCGUCGACGCCGGGGGCUCUCAGAGCAGCGUCAAUCCGUUUGAUGACUACGACGACCUCCCGCCGCCGACAUCUCGCGCAUCCACGCUGCGCCGGUCCAAGUCCCCGCGAAAGGCAGCAGUCCCGGUGGUCAAGUCGGAAGAGCCGGAGUACGAUGGACAGCCGAUGUUGAGUCCUGCCAAAGCUCGCCGGCCUCGCCAGACAAGUCGACAGCCUCAGCCCGAGGAACCCGAGCCCGCGCCUGAGCCCGCGCCCGAGCCCGUGCCCGAGCCCAGCUAUGGCACGGCCAGGAGGAGAGUGCGCCAGACCAGCGGUGCGCCUCCUCAGAUAAAGUCUGAGGAGACAGACGAGGGAUUCUUCCGACGUGAGUCUGGAGCCUUCUCGAGGGAAAACCCAUUCCAGAGCGCAAGCUCCCCGCCGUCUGCCGAAAAGGCACCCCUUGUACGGAGAAAGACGCCCAGCGCUGAGACCCCUAGAGCCGUCAGUGGCGCGUCCGUAAAGCGUGCGCCGCGCGCGUCAUCCGCGAACGUUGUGCGCACUCCACCUCCCGUCGAACAGCACUACGAUACACCUGAGCCCGAAUAUGCCGAAGACGAGAUGGGGUACCUGGAGCCCGGGGAGGAAUUCACACCAGAGGAGCAACUGGAGCUUGCCGCAGAGGAAGCCCUCCACGGAGAGCGUUCACUGGCGCCCGUACGUCGGUCCACGACAAAGUCUUCUGGUCCUGGCUGGGGCACUCCCAUCUCGGUCGUCCUCGUGACAGCUUUGGCUGCGUAUGCUGGCUGGUUCAGGCAGGAGAAGAUUGCUGUCGGUUACUGCGGAGUUGGCCAGACGGUGAGCUCGAUACCUAACGAGAUUGAGGUCCCGGAGUGGGCGCACGCGGUGUUGCCUCCAGUGCUCAACGUCCCAGACUUUGUCAUUGAGAGCGUCGAGCCUCAAUGCGAGCCCUGCCCAGCCCACGCUUACUGCUACGCCGAUUACUCCGUCCGUUGCGAGCAGGACUACAUCCUUAAGCUGCACCCUUUCUCGCUUGGUGGCAUCAUUCCUCUGCCCCCGACCUGCGAACCUGAUGGCGAGAAGGUCAGGCGUGUGCAGACAGUAGCAGACAAGGCUGUCGAGGAGCUUCGUGAGAGGACAGCAAAGUUUGAGUGCGGGGAGCUCGUGAACGAGGAAGGUGCCAAGGUCGAGACGCCGGCGAUUGAAGAGCAGGAACUCAAGGGCAUCAUCAACCAGAAGCGGAGCAAGAAAAUGAGCAAUCAAGAAUUUGAGGACCUUUGGGCUGCUGCUCUGGGCGAGAUCACGCAGAGGGAGGAAGUCGUCGUCGAGACACAGGAAGCCCGAGAUUCCGGCGGCGUUUCUACCCGACUAUCGUCCACCUCUCUCGCUCGCGUUCCGCUCACAUGCGCAGUCAAGCGAUCAAUCCGACUCGGCCUGGCAAGACAUCGUCUCAAAAUUAGCGCUGUGAUUGCCCUAGCGCUCACGGUGCUGUACGCGCGGGCGCGCUUCCUGAGCGAGCGUGCCGCAAACGCGCAGGUGCCCGCCCUCGUCGACGUCGUGCUGGACCGCCUGGCCGCGCAAAAGCAGGCCGUCAUCGAGGAGGGCUAUCUCGGCGAGGAGAGCACCGAGGACCCGUGGCUGUUCCUGCCCAACUUGCGCGACGAUGUGCUGCGCUCGAUCCACUCGCUGUCCAAGCGCGAGCGCCUCUGGCAGCGCGUGAUCAAGUGGGUCGAGCAGAACAGCAACGUCCGCACGGGACAGCGCGAGGGUCGCAACGGCGAAGUUGGCCGCGCCUGGGAGUGGAUCGGCCCCGUGGCCGGCGCGAUCGAGGGCGGCAGCGGUGUUGGAGGUGGUGGUGGCCCAGGCUCUGCGCUGGCCCGGCGGAGACGGAGUCAGCGCUACUCAUACGGCGCCGUGUCCAACGCCGGCUCCGAGUCAGCCGUCAAGUCAGAGCAGGACCACACCGGCACGCCCGAGGCUGCGGCCGACCGGUCACUGAUCCAUAGGAAGUGGGACGAAGGAAGCGGCUCGUCGCGGCCGAUAUAUUGAGACGGAGCGUGGGGGGUGACGCGGUUGAAGCAGGCGGGGAGACGGGCAUAAACUUGAUAUCUUUUAUGACUUCGCUUUUCCCCCUUCUUUACAUAAACACACCAACAUGAACUUCUUUUCUUUUCCUUGCCUAACAAUCUACUUUUUUUCCAUCUUCUCUCGGCCGGUCUCUCUCUCAUGUGUCGAUAUCCAGCUUUUUUCUUGUUUUGGUCUCUUUAUAUCCUCUUUUCAUCCGUUCUUCUUGAGGUCAUUCCUUCCUUUCUUUAGAUGGGAAAUCAUUAUUGCCAGCGCGGCUCGA
This is a messenger RNA of Microdochium trichocladiopsis, 2865 nucleotides long. Its product is annotated as Man1-Src1p-C-terminal domain-containing protein. The record is from RefSeq and is a predicted model, not a curated record. The transcript is spliced from 2 exons. NCBI's taxonomy places the organism in Eukaryota, Fungi, Ascomycota, Sordariomycetes, Xylariales, Microdochiaceae. Gene Ontology annotation, molecular function: chromatin binding. The coding region runs from base 306 to 2567 and encodes 753 amino acids. Gene Ontology annotation, cellular component: nuclear inner membrane.